Messenger RNA from Erpetoichthys calabaricus (reedfish), 2669 nucleotides. Its product is annotated as alanine--glyoxylate aminotransferase-like. Gene Ontology annotation, molecular function: L-alanine:glyoxylate transaminase activity; L-serine:pyruvate transaminase activity. The coding region runs from base 248 to 1531 and encodes 427 amino acids. Lineage: Eukaryota; Metazoa; Chordata; Cladistia; Polypteriformes; Polypteridae. Gene Ontology annotation, cellular component: peroxisome. The record is from RefSeq and is a predicted model, not a curated record. The transcript is spliced from 11 exons.
GUCAGUUGUUUAAAGAUUUAGCUCUUGCGACCCUCCUGCCCUGUAGCUCGAGGGAAUGACUCUGUCCUAACUUGUUUUUGGAUUUUUUUUUUUUUUUGUGUCACUUAAAAGAUUAUCUUCUGGGUGGAGGUUAAUGUACUAGAAGUCAAAGAACUUCCAUCUUCAAAGAAUUUCUGAAAAAGAGAUAUUUCAACAAUCUCUGUUUGAGUCUGGAGGUCAGUUCUGUUUGUGAAGAAUCACCCUUACGAUGCAGCGGACUCUGAUGUGUAGAGCCGUACUUGUGGCUCAGCAGGUUUAUGCAGAGAGCUCCGUGCCGGUCCAGACAUUAGCGGCCUUCAGACAAAAAGGCAAUCGCACAAUGUCCUCUUUUUCUGUUCCUGUACCAAGUUGCCUCCUUCAGCCCCUGAAGGUCCCUGACCGCCUUUUACUGGGACCAGGACCUUCCAAUGUUCCUCCACGGAUCCUGUCAGCUGGUGGUAGAGCCAUUAUUGGACACAUGCACAAGGAAAUGUUUGAGAUAAUGGAUGAAAUAAAAAAGGGCAUUCAAUAUGCUUUUCAAACAACCAAUGAGCUGACUUUGGCUGUCAGUGGUUCAGGCCAUGUUGCUAUGGAAGCUGCACUUUUUAACACUUUGGAGCGUGGCGAUAAAGUUCUAAUUGGGGUUCAUGGAAUCUGGGGAGAAAGAGCUGCAGACAUAUCAGAAAGAAUUGGAGCAGAUGUAAAGCGCCUUGUCAAAGUUCCUGGACAGUAUUUUAGUUUGAAUGAAAUUGAACAGGCACUAUCAGAACACCGGCCCGUACUCUUCUUCAUCACACAUGGAGAGUCAUCUACAGGUGUGGUACACCCAAUGGAUGGUCUGGGUGACCUUUGCCAUAAGUAUAACUGCUUGCUUCUAGUGGACACGGUAGCAUCUCUGGGAGGAGCCCCCAUAUACAUGGACAAACAGGGUAUUGAUAUUCUCUAUUCUGGAUCUCAGAAGGUUUUGAAUGCUCCACCUGGAACAGCACCUAUUUCAUUCAGUGACAGGGCCAGACAGAAGAUAGCAAGUCGGAAGACAAAGCCAGUCUCCUUUCACUUGGACAUUGGCUGGCUCUCCAAUUACUGGGGUUGUGAUGGCAAGCCACGAGUGUACCAUCACACUGGGCCUGUCUCUGGUUUCUUCAGCCUUCGAGAGAGUCUUGCAAUAUUAGCAGAAAAGGGACUUGAAAAUUACUGGAAACUCCAUGAAGAAACUGCUCUCUAUCUACAUGAAAGACUUGAGAAUAUUGGAUUAAAACUGUUUGUCAAAGAAAAGCACAUGAGGCUGCCCACUGUGACUACCAUCGCAGUACCAGAAGGGUAUGACUGGAGGGACAUCACAGCAUAUGUGAUGAAGAACUACAGCGUGGAGAUAACCGGUGGCCUGGGACCAUCCGUGGGCAUGGUUCUUCGGGUUGGUCUAAUGGGAUACAACUGCACCAAAGCAAAUGCUGAUCUGGUUGUGAAGGCGUUGGCAGAUGCCCUACAACACUGCAAAAAGAGCAAAGUGUAACCAGAGCCCAAAGUCUUUCUGCUGAUAUGAGUCUUGAUGGAUGCCUGAUUAAAUGGUGGCUAGAGCUUAAUGGAAAGUUAAAGGAUUUAUGAGAAAUUACUCAAGGAUGCAAUAAUCUAAGAAUACAUUAGAACUUGAACUGAAUCUUUCAUUGUGUGCAGUAAAAUGACUAUUCCAACCCUGUUCCUUUGUUUACAAGAUUAAGAUUAUAAAUAAUUUUAGCCUUUAGAGUAAAUGUUGCAGCCAGAGAAGUAGUGAAAGCAGUCACAUAGUUUUUCUCGGCUGUAAUAUAUGUAUUUUUUUUAUUAAUUUGACUAAAGAAGAAUAUUAAACCCCUCAAACAUAUGUAAGGUAUUUUCCAAGAAUGUGGAGGUACACACACAUACACACCUCUUGAAGAGGCCUACCUAUUGCAGUUACCCAAAACCUUUUGUUUUUUACAACUGAAGGUUUUGUAAGUACGUAUUAUUCUGAAAACCAUGGCAUGAUGCUAAUAAAUGUUAAAAAUGGUGAUAAGCUCAACCAGAUUUUUUUCAGUUGAGGUGGAGCCAUAGCAAGUUUUAAUCCAAACCUUGUCAAUGUUCUUCCAAUAUCUGUGUGUAUUUCUAUCCUGAUAAACUGAUUUUCUCUCAGUAUCUGAUGUUGUGCACUUCAGGGUGAUUGGUAUGUCUGAAUUGACAUGGUAUGAGUGUUCAUUGUACCCUAUAAUUAAUAUUACAGCCUUUAAGCCCUCCACCGCCAAGUUUCAAAUAGAGAGAAGGAUAGCACAAUUAAAUCAUAUUUGUACAUAAAAAUCACACAUAAAUGCCACUUCUUUUUGGUAAUAAGACAUUUUAUUGAUCAGAUUGACAGACAUGCUAAAUUUCUAUACAGUGUUAAUGGAGACCAGCUCUGUACCUGUCAGGUCUGCUCCACAGAGCUGUAAGAAUUAAUAUCUUAUUACUCGCCUAUAGCCAGAGGGUCAAACAUUGUGUUUCCAUAUUCCUACUGUUGUGAAAAAUACAGUGAAUCAAUUCAAACUACUUCUAGCUGGUUACUAUAACAAACAUGUGACUGUUACUGGAAAGCUACACAAAGUCAUUCAUCUUGUACACUCAUUUACAAUGAAUAAAAAAAUAAUAAAAUAUAGUGAAAAUGA